AUGAUGUGGCAACUGUCAACAAAAAUGCAUGGCACUGGUAAUAACUUCAUCAUCAUAGAUUCACGUUUAGUAGAUAACGUAAAUCGGGAUUAUAAAAAGAUAGCUAAUGACAGUAAUUGUGAUCAAGUUAUAGUUGUCACUAAUUCCAAUGUUGCAGAUUGUUUUAUGCAUAUUUAUAACGCUGAUGGUAGUAAAGUUGAAACGUGUGGAAAUGCAGCACGUUGUGUGGGAUAUUUAAUCAUGCUGGAAAAAGGUACUAAAUAUGCAACUAUUGAACUGAUGAAUGAACAGAUUUUAGAAUGCUUUAAAGCAGGUAAUAAAUCCAUCAAAAUCAAUAUGGGAAAACCGUCACUUAAGUGGUAUGAAAUUCCUCUAUCAACUGAAUGUGAUACUCUCCACCUACCGAUAGAACUUGGAGUAUUAAAAGAUCCAGUUGCAGUCAAUAUUGCACCACAGCUAGAAAACCAUAUACUAUUUCCUAAGAAAACUAAUGUCAGCAUUGCACAAAUAGACAAACCAGGAGAAAUAAAUUUGCAGGUUUGGGAAAGGGGUACAGGUAUUACUGCAUCGUGUGGUAGUGCAGCUUGUGCAGCUUUUGUUGCGUCUGUAAAUUAUCUAUCGAGUGGACAAACAACGUAUUUAUGA
Messenger RNA from Sipha flava (yellow sugarcane aphid), 645 nucleotides. RefSeq names its product diaminopimelate epimerase-like. The transcript has 3 exons. NCBI's taxonomy places the organism in Eukaryota, Metazoa, Arthropoda, Insecta, Hemiptera, Aphididae. Gene Ontology annotation, molecular function: diaminopimelate epimerase activity. The coding region runs from base 1 to 645 and encodes 214 amino acids. The record is from RefSeq and is a predicted model, not a curated record. Gene Ontology annotation, cellular component: cytosol; cytoplasm.